Messenger RNA from Vitis riparia (riverbank grape), 1202 nucleotides. Its product is annotated as probable 3-hydroxyisobutyryl-CoA hydrolase 3. Gene Ontology annotation, biological process: L-valine catabolic process. The record is from RefSeq and is a predicted model, not a curated record. Bases 21 to 1172 code for a protein of 383 amino acids. Gene Ontology annotation, molecular function: 3-hydroxyisobutyryl-CoA hydrolase activity. Lineage: Eukaryota; Viridiplantae; Streptophyta; Magnoliopsida; Vitales; Vitaceae. The transcript is spliced from 14 exons.
CCUUGUUGCCCUCGUCUCUCAUGGCUGCCCUCUUCUUGUCCGACCUGGAGCCUAACCAGGUCCUUUUUGAAGAAAGUUCAUAUGCACGAAAGAUGAUAUUAAACCGACCUCACAAACUAAACAGUCUCACUUAUGAAAUGAUUUCUCAAAUUUCAAGGAACUUGGAAGUGUAUGAGAAUGAUCACUUGGUCAAAAUUUUGAUUUUAAAGGGACAAGGAAAAGCAUUUUGUGCUGGUGGAGAUGUUGUAGGAAUUCUUCUUUCUAUAAUUAAUGGACAUUGGAGCUUUGGUGCAAGGUUUUACAAGAAGCAACUCACCUUAGACUAUUUAAUUGCUACAUCUACAAAACCUUUGGUUUCACUUAUCAAUGGAAUUGUCAUGGGUGGAGGUGCUGGACUGUCCAUGAACUCAAUGUUUCGAGUUGUCACUGAGAACACUGUAUUUGCAAUGCCAGAAGGACAAAUAGGACUCUUCCCUGAUGUUGGUGCAUCAUAUUUCCUUUCUAGGCUGUCGGGAUCUUUUGGAGAAUAUUUAGGACUCACUGGUGCACGGCUGGAUGGAAGCGAAAUGUUGGCUUGUGGCCUUGCAACCCAUUUUGUCCUCUCAAAGGAUCUUCUUUUGCUGGAAAAUGCGCUAUCGGAGGUGGAUUCUUCAGAUGCAUUAACCAUUUCUAGGGUCAUCAGUGCAUUCUCAAGCAAAAUAUCCUUAAAGAAAGAUAGUGCCUUCAGGAGAUUGGAGACCAUCAACAAAUGUUUCUCAAAGGGAACAGUCGAAGAAAUACUAUCGACACUGGAAAAUGAGGUUGUAAAUGGAGACAACAAGUGGAUGGUCCAUGCAAUAAGUUCUAUGAAGUCGGCUUCUCCAACAAGCCUUAAAAUUUUUCUUAAAUUGAUUAGAGAAGGGCGGACAAAAGAACUUAAAGACUGUCUAAUCCAGGACUAUACCAUCGUUUGUCACCUGAUUCGAAGAACAUUCAAUAUGGAUUUCAUUGAGGGUUCAAGGGCAAAGUUAUUUGAGAAAGACAAACAGCCUAAGUGGGAGCCUUCAAAACUGGAGCUGGUUAGUGAUGAAAUGGUGGAUCAGUAUUUCCAAAAAGUUGAUGAUGCUGAUUGGGAAUACCUACAACUUCCUGAAAGAGCAAAUAUUGCCAAAAUAUGGCAAUCAAAACUCUAGCUGGAUUGUGAAAGAUGAUUAAGGAAUAUA